Ceraceosorus bombacis is the source of this 1545-nucleotide messenger RNA. The record is from the annotation of a GenBank genome assembly. Lineage: Eukaryota; Fungi; Basidiomycota; Exobasidiomycetes; Ceraceosorales; Ceraceosoraceae.
AUGCUCAACAGGCCAGCAAAGGUCUUUGAGCCAACAUGGUCAAUGCCGCAGGCACUAAAGGCCCAACUCCCUCAAGCAUACCAUCAGGUCAAGACGACAACAGACGUCAAGCUGCAGGUGUUCUUGAGGGAGGAUGGGAUGCUGGCCUUCUAUGGAUGCAUUCAAGAUGGCUUCCAACGGCCGCCAAAGCAUCCCUUUGUCCCCCUGGGUGCUGCCCAGACACAGGAUGAGGUGGAUGACCAGUACAAGUUUAUCUGCUUGGUCUCCAUCUUUCACAUCGUGGCUAUUGUGCUGCUGGAUGGUUCCAGCAAGAGGAACCAGCAGAUCUUCACACUUUACGCACAACUGGAGCUGCUGUCCCAGUCGUCUGAACUGGUGCUGCACCUGUGGGACAAGGCUCACACCAUUGCUCGGGACAACACAGUCUCAAAUUGGUGGUUCAACAAUCGCUCUGACAGCGACAACCGCUUGUUGACCGAGCGCCACCAGAAAGCCACUGCUCUGGGAGCAAAGCUUACCCAACAUGAGCUCAAGAGAUUCCGCGAGAGACAAGCCGCCGCACGAGCGGCGCAAGUUGUGCAGCUCAAAGCGCAGGUGCGGCAGAUGACUCAGGCAUUGUCAUCACUGCUGUCCUCGGAGCAGAUGCUAGUGUCACAGCAAGAGGAGGCGCAGGCCGAGCGAGAGGAGGCGCAGGCCAAGCAAGAGGAAGCGCAGGUGGAGGAGCUGGAAGUAGAGGACGUGCAUGUUGAUCAGAAAGCAAACUCUCUCUUCAGGUGUCAGUAAGUGCUCCUUGUGCUUUGUCACAAGCAAUCCCUCCAAAAGCGCAAGCUAAACUGGCAGUAACACAAAUGUCAAGCCUUACUGCUGCGGGUGCUAACCGUCUGCAACAGCUCCAUGUGCGCAUUGUGCUUUACUUUCCCACAAAAUCUGGCUGAGUGAAUGAGAAAUGAUAUGCACGCUUCUCUGAGUUGCGAGCUCAGGAUCUAGUAAAGUUGCAAUUUUGCGCAACAAUGAGAAUGUGAGUCAAGGCGCAGUUGGAGAGAAUGUAUUGUGCUGCUGGAUGGUUCCAGCAAGAGGAACCAGCAGAUCUUCACACUUUACGCACAACUGGAGCUGCUGUCCCAGUCGUCUGAACUGGUGCUGCACCUGUGGGACAAGGCUCACACCAUUGCUCGGGACAACACAGUCUCAAAUUGGUGGUUCAACAAUCGCUCUGACAGCGACAACCGCUUGUUGACCGAGCGCCACCAGAAAGCCACUGCUCUGGGAGCAAAGCUUACCCAACAUGAGCUCAAGAGAUUCCGCGAGAGACAAGCCGCCGCACGAGCGGCGCAAGUUGUGCAGCUCAAAGCGCAGGUGCGGCAGAUGACUCAGGCAUUGUCAUCACUGCUGUCCUCGGAGCAGAUGCUAGUGUCACAGCAAGAGGAGGCGCAGGCCGAGCGAGAGGAGGCGCAGGCCAAGCAAGAGGAAGCGCAGGUGGAGGAGCUGGAAGUAGAGGACGUGCAUGUUGAUCAGAAAGCAAACUCUCUCUUCAGGUGUCAGUAA